This is a messenger RNA of Penicillium canariense, 1377 nucleotides long. RefSeq lists its product as uncharacterized. Gene Ontology annotation, molecular function: chromate transmembrane transporter activity. Gene Ontology annotation, biological process: chromate transport. The transcript is spliced from 3 exons. NCBI's taxonomy places the organism in Eukaryota, Fungi, Ascomycota, Eurotiomycetes, Eurotiales, Aspergillaceae. The record is from RefSeq and is a predicted model, not a curated record. Bases 1 to 1377 code for a protein of 458 amino acids.
AUGUUGCUCCCAGCUCCCCUCUCUCAAUACGUCCGCUCCGUCCAGUCAUUGAGUCGCAAAUGGUCAACCCACGACCAACUGCGACAUAAUGACAGCCGAAAGUCCCUCGCCCACCGCCUGACCGAUGUCUUCCUCCGUGUAUGGGACCUGGGAUUCACUGCUUUGCCCGGUGCAAUUGGCAUGUAUGCCCUCUCAGUCGGCGUUGGAAAUCUUAGCCAAACUCUUCCUGAGCCCGUCUACGCGUUGCUGUCUGGCCUCAACGCUGCGACCGUCGGAAUUAUCGCGGUCUCUGCGGUACAACUCGCGGAAAAGGCUAUUCGUGACAAGAUCUCUCGCAUCUUGAUCAUCUUCGGUGCCUGCGCUGGUCUUUGUUAUAACACGCUAUGGUAUUUUCCGACGCUGAUGCUCGGUGGCGGUUUGGUCGUCGCUGUUUGGGAUGGGUCGCUCUAUGCCCAUGUUCAGAGGGUUAAAAGUGCUUGGCGGAAUAGACACAACCGUCCCACGGACUCGGAGGUGGCGGCAAACACGACCCCCGUGGAGAUGGCGCCUGUUCAGCCUGGAGAAGCGGAGCGGAGUGAGACGAUACGCUCGAGGAAGAAGGUUAAUUCGGGUGAUGCCCCGAGCAGUCUGCCUGUUAAUUUAGCUGGACCGUCGAGCUCAGCACCGUCAGCCGAGAUUGAAGUGACCCAGUCACCGGGCUAUGUAAUUCGAAUCCGCACUGGAUUUGCCAUACUAACCGUUUUCUUUGCCUCCUUUAUCGCCCUCCUCGUCACAAGAGGAAAACUAGCCGCCCCCCCUUUGGUGCUAGAUCUCUUCACAAGCAUGUACCUCGCCGGAACGGUGAUAUUCGGUGGAGGCCCCGUCGUGAUCCCGCUUCUGCGCUCCUACGUCGUAUCCCCAGGCUGGGUCUCUGCCCGAGACUUCCUCAUCGGUCUAGCCAUCAUCCAAGCCUUCCCAGGACCAAAUUUUAACUUUGCUGUCUUCCUGGGCGCAUUGGCCCUGCAACCCACAAGAUUCCCCACGGUCUUUGGCGCAUUUCUCGGUUGGCUGGGAAUCUUCGUGCCGGGACUUGCGCUCGCUGUUGCGUUCCAGAGUUUCUGGAGCGUGCUACGGAGGAAUAAGUAUGCCAUUUACAUCUUGAGAGGUGUCAAUGCUACUGCGAUUGGUUUGGUGUUCACGGCUGUGUACCGGUUGUGGGAGAUUGGUUAUUUGACAUCCCAGAAUACCGCUGGUCAGAGUCUAGCUAAUGAGCCGUGGUGGGUGGUCGUCACUACCAUCUCCUAUGCGGGAAACGCGUGGUUCAAGGUGCCUCCGGCCGUGUCUAUUGUCAUUGGUGCUAUCCUGGGUUUGUCGUGGUAUGGGGCUGUGGGAAGAUAG